This is a messenger RNA of Anopheles cruzii, 1116 nucleotides long. Its product is annotated as fatty acyl-CoA reductase wat-like. The transcript has 4 exons. Gene Ontology annotation, biological process: long-chain fatty-acyl-CoA metabolic process. NCBI's taxonomy places the organism in Eukaryota, Metazoa, Arthropoda, Insecta, Diptera, Culicidae. Gene Ontology annotation, cellular component: peroxisome. The record is from RefSeq and is a predicted model, not a curated record. Bases 1 to 1116 code for a protein of 371 amino acids. Gene Ontology annotation, molecular function: alcohol-forming very long-chain fatty acyl-CoA reductase (NADP+) activity.
AUGGCGGCACACGCCGAACCGGAGGAGCAGAGUGCCCCGGGUGAUCGGGUGCUAAGCUUCUACCGGAACUCCACCGUUCUGCUGACCGGUGGGACCGGCUUCCUUGGAAAGGUGCUGCUCGAAAAGAUCCUACGCUGUCUGGGCGUACGGAAGGUGUUCCUGCUGAUCCGCUCGAAGGACAACCGGAAGCCGGCCGAGCGACUACAACGGCUGCUCGAGGACGCGGUUUUCGACAGGUUACGGGAGGGAACGACGUCGGAGCAACUGUUGGAGCGACUGGAAGCGGUCGAGAUUUCACUGGACGCCGACCGACUCGGGAUGGAAGCGACGGCCGAGGCACGACUCCUGACCGAAACGGAGCUCGUCUUCAACGUGCUGGCGUCGGUGAAGUUUAACGAGAGUGUCAAAAACGCCAUCGCCACCAACGUCGGCGGUACGCAGAAGGUGCUGGCGUUGGCCCGCCGAAUGUCUCGGCUGAAGGCCAUAGUCCACGUGUCCACCCUGUACUCGCACUGCGAUCGGACCACGAUCGAAGAGCGAGUCCAUCAGGACGGGCAGCUUAAUCCGGCGACCGUUCUGCAGCUUUCCAGCACUCUGUCCGCGGAAGAAAUGGACCAGCUACGGCACUGCCUGGUGGGGCACCUCCCGAACACCUACACGUUCAGCAAGCGUUGUGCCGAGGCGCUGAUUGCCCAGGAGUUUUCCGACCUGCCCGUCGGUAUCUUCCGGCCACCGAUCGUGCUCUCCACGUACCGAGAACCGAUCGCCGGAUGGACCGACAACCUGAACGGACCCUCCGGGCUGUGUCUGUGGACGGUGAAGGGCUUCAUCCACGUGAUUCACGGCAAUGGCCGCCGGAAGGCCAACCUGGUACCGGUGGACUGCUGCGUCAACGCGAUGAUUGUUGCCGGCUAUGACGUGGCCGAGCGAUCGAUGGUGGCCAGUCGGAACGGAGGCGUGGAACCAGCGCACGCUGGGUCCACCUGUGACCGGGACCAGCUGACGGUUCCUACCGUGUACAACUACGUGUACGACAAGCCAAAUCUCACCUGGGGCCGCUACAUGAGCCAGGCGUCGCUCGGGUUCGAUGGACUGCUGCAUCGGCUGUGGUGGUAA